Molecule: messenger RNA, 2703 nt
Organism: Zymoseptoria tritici IPO323
Lineage: Eukaryota; Fungi; Ascomycota; Dothideomycetes; Mycosphaerellales; Mycosphaerellaceae
Product: SNF2 family DNA-dependent ATPase domain-containing protein
Exons: 2
Coding region: 1-2703 (900 amino acids)
Molecular function (GO): ATP-dependent chromatin remodeler activity; ATP binding
Source: RefSeq, a predicted model, not a curated record
AUGCAACCGCGCUCGAAAGCGCCUCGGACCAUGGCUUCACGAAGUCUUCAAGCCGCUCGAGCACUUGUGCAGCCGCUACCGCUUGCGCAGCCGACGAUCUUUGGCGAAGACAGUCCAUCCGCGAAAGCUCUGAUCGAAGGCCACGUUGUCAGUGGCUGGCUAGAUAGUCUGGAGUCCAAUGCUUUGAUCUACCAGAAUGAGCAGGAGUGUCUCGAAGCAGGCACGCUCUAUGACGGGCCGGCAAGAGGAGACUUCCGCGAGUAUGUCGCAACACCAGAUAAUCCUGAUCUCAGGGCGUACAUCAGAAAGCUCGAGCGACAGGCGGAGAAGGCAGAACGAGAGGCGGAAACCGAGGCGCAGCGUGCUCAUGAAGAUGAGUUGUCAUUGACGCAAGCAGCUCGUUUUCCCAGCGACGAAGAGAGGCACGAUAACGACGCGACGGACCAGCAAUCGGAGGAGGAAGAGGAGAAGAAGGAGGACGAGGAGGAGGAGGAGGAGGACGAGGAGGACGAGGAGGAGGAGGAGGAGGAGACUAGGCAGCCCGCGCGCAACGCAGGGCAGGGCGCAACUCCUGCUGGAGGGAACGAGCCGCUCAAAGAUGCAAAACCCGAGAAGAAGGAGCUCAUAGAACUCACCUUCGAAAUGGACCAAGCGUUGCGCCGUCAUCUGCUCAAGGCUCGACCUCUCAUCAGGGCUGGCAUCGAAAAUGCCGAAUCGAACGACCGAUCCGGACCUUACGCACUACCUCCAAACAAGCCGGUCGAAGGCUUCCGAGAUGUCGAAUUCAGACUGACGGCCAUGCAACGAGAUGGCGUCGGUCGGUACAAGCGCAAUGUCGAGCUGUAUGGCGCAGCGCUCAUCGCGGACGAGAUGGGACUGGGAAAGACGGCCAUCACGGUGGUGCACAUCCAGUUGGAGGUCAACGCAGCUCGUCAGCGGGGUGACUUCCCUCUCUAUGCAGUGAUUGUGCCCAAGGGCCUUGUUUCGAACUGGCUGAAGGAGCUCAAUCGAUCCAAAACGCUCCGCUUCUGCGACUUCUCCACCAAGCGUCACAUGUCGGUCGCAGAUCUCCAUACUCAGUACGACGUGCUGGUCAUUCCUAGUGGCUUGCUUUCUGGUGCGUAUUCCAAUAUCCUCGAGCAGUACGUGUACCGUCACGCAGUACGAGAAGGUCACAAAGAACGUCUGGACAACCUCCUCAGCCGGCAGCCCGUUCCUCUGACCUUUGAAGACCGCGGACAUCUCGACUACGUGCUCUUUGGCUGCGAAUUUGCUGAAGUGAUCAUCGACGAGGCUCAAUCGAUCAAGAAUGGCAAGACGAUGCUGGCGCGUGCGAUGCGCUCGAUGAAAGCCAAGGCGCGCGUUGCAAUUACCGGAACUCCGUUGCAAAACGUAGUCAAGGAAUUUGGUGCCAUGCUUCUGUUCCUCAACAUCGAGCCCUUUGGAGAUCCGGCCACAUUCACAGCAGCGUUCACUCGCAAGAGGACGACGGGCAAUCUCAACCCCGACACCAAACAGACCGCCAUGCACAACGAUGCUAUACUCUGCGCAAUCCGUUCCGCCGUCACCAUUCGGAGAAACAAAGUCCAACUCUUUGAUGGCGAAUCCAUGAUGGAAAUUCCCGACUUCAAGAUCGAAGUGUGUCGUGUCAACCUCAGCCCGAAGAAUGUAUUGUUCCAGGCAAAGACUCGCGAUUUGUGGGAUGAAGAAUGGCUGGCAAAGCUGGAGCAGCAGGAACAAGAGCGGAUUGAAGAUGAGAGAGAGCCGGAAUCGGACGAGGAUAUUUUGCCACAGCGUGAUCACAGCGAGGUGCUGAUCGACAUAUUGGAUGCGAGGCGAAAUGUGAUCCACGAGGAGCUCGUAAAGGCUGACUACGAUGGACUCGAGGGUGUUGACAACGAAGAUGGCGAGCCAUCUGCUAAGCGUGCAAAGCUCAACAACAAGCAGAAGACCGCGCUUUCCAAGGACAUGGAGAAAUGGACCGAGCAUCGCAGAACCUUUCUGGCCCCGUUUCAAGCCGACCCAGACGCCUGGGAGUCGGACCGUACCGUGGCCGUCGUCGAACUGAUUGAGAAGCGGCUCGCACAUCACGCCGAGGAGGCUUCGAAACACCCCACUGUCGCAGCGAAGAACAGGCACCUUGCUACCCACAAGGUGCUCGUGUUUUGCGAGUUCCUCUCAGCUCUAGACCUCGUCGAGCUUGGCCUCAAGAGCAAGGGCAUCAAAUCGAUGCGGUACGAUGGAACGAUCCCACCAAAGCGUCGAGACGAAGUUCGCCGCCAGUUUGAGGAGGAGGGCAAGGACUUCGAGUGCGACGACAACGUUCGGCCGGACGAUAUCAAGGUUCUUCUCAUCACGACCAAGGCUGGGAACGAGGGCAUCAACCUUGUCCAUGCAUGUGACGUGGUUCUUGUCUCAUCGCAUUGGAACCCUGCCGUCGAGGACCAGGAAAUUGGACGGGCGUUUCGCAAAGGCCAGCUGGGCGUCGUGACUGUGUUUCGGUUUUACAGUCACGAUUCCAUUGAGAGGCGGAUGCAAAAAAAGCAACACACCAAGCGCAAGGACGUUGCACGGGUCCUUGACGACGCGUACGUCCUGAACUUUCAGAAAGAGAUCCAAUUCGCCGAUGAGGAGCAGUUCCUGGAGAUGGUUGGUUACAAGCGCUGCGUAGCGGCCGUGGAAAGGGGAGACUUGAAGGUCUGA